This is a messenger RNA of Mytilinidion resinicola, 2028 nucleotides long. RefSeq lists its product as uncharacterized. The transcript is spliced from 2 exons. The record is from RefSeq and is a predicted model, not a curated record. The coding region runs from base 1 to 1629 and encodes 542 amino acids. NCBI's taxonomy places the organism in Eukaryota, Fungi, Ascomycota, Dothideomycetes, Mytilinidiales, Mytilinidiaceae.
AUGUUCUCCAAAAUUGCGCUUCUCACACUCUCUGUGGCGUCGGUGGCCGUUGCGACGACGAUAACAGAAGUAGCAUGCCCAACGCCAAACGUCAUCGUGGAUGCCCUUGGUCCAGACGCCGCAACUUCCUAUUGCUCGUCGUUCCUUUCUAUCCAGACUCAAACAGAAACCGACUCUAUCGAUGCCACAAUCACUAAUACAGUCACUGAGACGGCAUAUGCCGAUACCACAACCAUCACGGUCGACACCGUAACGAGCACGGAUACCGAGACGAGCACAGCCACAACGUGCACAUCGUCUGCGGCCCAGUCCGUAUACAAGCGCGGAGCUGCGAAGACAGUCAUUGUGACAGCUUACACCACCAUCUGCCCUUGCACGGAAACUUCCUCAAAGAAGCCAUGCACCGAAUCUACUCUCAGCGGACACUACUCCGCAUACGGUCAUUCUUCCGUCGGUUACGCGGCCGUUGUGUCCUCUUCAACUUCCACCAAGUCUUCUUUCACCUCUUCCGCGUCUGCUUAUGCCUAUGAAGUCUCCUCCACUAUCUCGACCAGGACGCCAUGCACUACCGGAUCCGCUGGGAAUGAGCAUUCGAGCUACCUCAGCUCCUCGGUCGCCUCGCUAUACGGAACGACCUCCUCCAGCUAUGUAAAUUCUGUCUCCAGCUACAGCAGCUCGGCGACCACAUCGGCUCCUUACUCCGUUCCCCACAAUAGCUCAAGCUCCUCCUCCGGAACAUCAAUUUACAGCUUUGGGACGUCUGUCUACACCUACAGCUCGGUCUAUAGCACGGGCGUGUCUUCAUCUGCCCCGGGGACUUCGACGACUGAGACUUCGACGACUGAGACUUCGACGACUGAGACUCCAUCUUCCACCACUGAAACUCCGUCUUCCACAACCGAGACUCCGUCUUCAACAUCUGAAACCCCAUCUUCGACAUCUGAAAGCUCAAGCACCUACGAGACGCCAUCCUCCACUACUGAAAGCUCGACUUCUUCCCAGACGCCUGCCUCUACUACUGACAGCUCUACCACCUCCGAGACUCCAUCGCCGACACCGACCCCUACUCCCACUGACAUAACGGCUGCGUGUGAAUGCCUGUCGCUUACCACACCCACGUCGACAGUCGUUUCAACAAAUUUAGUGACUGUCACGGAGACCGACACUGAGACCAUAACUCCAUCUGCAACCUUCACGCCCACCACGACAACUACAACCACGGUUACGAGCACGACAACCACUCAAUGCGCCGCUCCGUCUGUGUGCACGGCAACCCCAUACUACCUUGCAGACGCCUACGAUCCCUCUAGCAGUCUUAUCUGCGGUGAGACUCUACAAGGGCGAAUUCUCGGGGGCGCGUACUAUCUAGGCGAAUCGGGUGCUCCAUCUCUAGAUUACUGUAGAAAUCUGGCCCAGGAGUACGGAUUCAAGAGCUUUUUUAUCCAAGGCAAUAUCUGCACGUACUACAGCGCCGCUAUCUCAACGGUAAUCGCGGAUCAUCCUGCAACCGGUGCUUAUACCGCGGUCUAUUACGAUACGGCUUGCUUCAACCUGGUAGAUCCAUGUGCUGCGACUACGUCGACUGCUGCGGCUACGUCGACUGCUGCUGCACCUGCGUAUAGCGAUUAGGCUUGCGGUGUGUAAUGCCACGACGGAAGUUCGCGCACACAUGUUAGCCAUUGUCUGACGUUCUUCAACCCGUACUGUCAAAUCUGGAUCAAGCUGCUUUAGACGACCUGAAAGUCCACCAGGCCACCUGAAACGACGUCAUCUCUCACUAGACAGUGCGGACGUUAGCAUGUUUGCUUCAGAUUCUACGUAGUAGGUGAGGAUACCCCACGCAGCAGCCACAGAGUGUACGCAAAUAUAUGUCCUGGUACUGUGGGCUAUAAGGUAAAUUGGGAUGUGGGAUGAUGGCAUGUGGAGGUUUAAUUGGACCUAAGGAGGACGAAUCGGUAUACCAAUAAUCCUGUAAUCUAGCUCAAGAGCUCAUAAUUCCUUUUAAUAGACCUCUAUACCGAUUCCAAC